Messenger RNA from Cyprinus carpio (common carp), 1680 nucleotides. Its product is annotated as chromobox 3b. Gene Ontology annotation, biological process: negative regulation of transcription by RNA polymerase II; chromatin organization. The record is from RefSeq and is a predicted model, not a curated record. Gene Ontology annotation, molecular function: chromatin binding. NCBI's taxonomy places the organism in Eukaryota, Metazoa, Chordata, Actinopteri, Cypriniformes, Cyprinidae. Gene Ontology annotation, cellular component: pericentric heterochromatin; nucleus.
GAAUCACUAACGUUUUAUUUUACUUACAAAAAGCUGCCGUCAAAAACCGCAAAGGUUGCCAACGUGCAAAUUAUUACAAAUAACGUAUUGUUAGCUACUAGCAAUUCACCCGAACGCGUUCUGCGCUAAAAACGUCUGUGUGCGCAGGGAAAUUCAGCCGUGUCUUGCUCUCGGGAUGCGCCUUUAAGGAUUCUUCCUCCGGCUCUCCUGAACUGACCUCUUCUCUUUGAAACCACUUCCUCCCCUUCUCCCAAUCGGCCAUGUUUAAUUUGACUCAUUCAUGAAAAGUUAUUUAAACACAACAUUAAAGCGAUGAGCGCGAAAGCUACAUAGUAAGCGAUGCAGGACUACUGAACUGCAUUGUGGUCGUCCGUGUGGAUGCUCCGCGUUGUUUGUACAGCGGCAGUGGGAAUAAAGACUAGCGCGUGAGGCAUCGGCAGGAAAUCAUGAGGAAAAAGCAGAAUGUGAAAAACAGGAAGGCAGAAGAGACAACGGUUGUCCAAGAGUUUGCAGUGGAAAAAAUAAUCCGCAGAAGAGUCAACGAUGGAAAAGUUGAAUACUAUCUCAAAUGGAAAGGCUUCACAGAUGCAGAGAAUACCUGGGAGCCAGAGGACAACCUGGACUGUCCUGAGCUGAUAGAGGAGUUUCUCAGAAACCUCACUGUCUCAGGAGAGACAGAGCAAGAGGAGUGUCAGUCCCUAGACCAUGAGGUCCAGCCCAAGCAAGAGUUAACUGAACUGGAUGCUGAUACGGCUCACCAGCAGCCUCAGGAGGAGCUCAUUGAGAGGCGUAAUGAAGAGGUUAAUGAUCACAACGCUGAGAUCCCAGCAGGCCAAUCCAGCAACCCUGAACCAGACUGCAUCAUCGGAUGUACAGACCGACAAGGAGAGCUCAUGUUCCUCAUCAAGUGGAAAAACACAGAUGAGGUAGCUUUACUGUCAGCCGGGGAGACCAGUAAAAGGUGGCCCGAGAUGGUAAUUCGCUUUUACGAGGACAAGCUGACCUGGCACGGAGAAGACGAGCAGUGAGAGAGAAAUAUGUAGCAGUGGAUACUACUGUACCUCCUGGCAGCUUUAAACAUACACAAACACUGUGGCAUAAGUUAACUGUUUGAUGUAGCGUGUAUUCAAAAUGUGUGAAUCCACACUUAAGUGUGAAGCUCUUCCCAACACACUAACCUGUAGAAAUGUGACUGGAGUAUUAGAGCUCUACUGUUGUGUACUGUUUGUACAAACCCGCCUAAGUGAUUUAUUAAUCAGAUGUUGUUGUAUCUCUUGGUCUGUUGUUUGAAAGUUCAUUUGUGAUGGUCAUCAUUCUGUCUUCUUUGUUCCUAUGAUCUCAUACACAUAGGAGAUGAUGACAGAUGGUACAAUACCUGCUUGAGAGGGGACUAUUUGAUGUGUAGAUUACUAUCCGUAAUAUUAACCCCCUGGUUACGCACUUAUUCAAGUUAAACUCUGAUGGAUCCUGUGAUCUGUGUGUGGCUCAUGCAGGUAUAAAUCUGUAGAUUUGCACAAAACAUAUUCUAGAAUGUAGCCUAUACAAUCACUUUUUUUGUAGGUCAGUAUCACUUUCAUAGCAGUAGUGUAAAUAGGCCAUUGAUGUUUUGAGGUUUUGUGAUUAAGGCCUUUACCCUAAAGUUUCGAUCGUCUGGUUUCCUGUUUUCUGUAAAGAUCACUG